This is a messenger RNA of Oncorhynchus gorbuscha (pink salmon), 3131 nucleotides long. RefSeq names its product ornithine decarboxylase antizyme 2a (gene oaz2a). Gene Ontology annotation, biological process: positive regulation of protein catabolic process. Gene Ontology annotation, molecular function: ornithine decarboxylase inhibitor activity. The record is from RefSeq and is a predicted model, not a curated record. Gene Ontology annotation, cellular component: nucleus; cytoplasm. NCBI's taxonomy places the organism in Eukaryota, Metazoa, Chordata, Actinopteri, Salmoniformes, Salmonidae.
CAAUGGUCGUGUAUGACGGGCAUAUAAAUAGCCCCUUUCCAGCAUCAACACUAUAGUCGAUGCAGAGGCGUCUACGGCUGGUCCUUUUGCGAAUUGAAGCCUCAUAUUAUAUAGCUAGAACCGCGCCGGAGUUAACUCUAAUUCCGUUUUUUUACGGAUGGUGCACUUCUCCGUGGAGCUUCUGUUAAAUAGUCAUUGCUUUGGUUGUCAAAAAGGACAUAAAGUUUUCGAUUUCCUCGAGGGUAUCAUGCUGAAUACCGAGGAAAGUUCUUUGUUAGUGGGCUCCAGGUUCCACUGCUCCAGGCACCAGGCUCCGGGGCCUCUGUGGUGCUCCGAUGCCCCUCACCCACACUUGAAGAUCCCGGGUGGGCGAGGGACUGGCAGGGAUCACUCUCUCGGCCUGUUACUACACAAGGACGAGAGGCUUACGGUGACGCGGGCAGCUCCUGUCAAUGGGACACCAGCCAUCCUGCACUUCCACUACCAACUGAGCGAGUGCCGCACGGCCUGCUGGGAAACAGCCCUCUCCUCGGACAGCCUCUUUCUGGAGAUCCCCGCUGGGGCACUGGCGGAGGGCAGCAAAGAGGGGCUCACCAGCCUGCUGGAGUUUGCUGAGGAGAAGCUGAAAGUCAACUACGUGUUCUUGUGGUUCGAUAGAGCCAGAGAGGAUCGAUUAUCCAUCAUAAAGACUUUCCACUACAUGGGCUUUGAGGUGGUGAAACCCGGCAACCCUCUGGUGCCGGCUCGGACAGACCUCAUCUUCAUGGUCUACUCUCUGGAAAACAGCAGCUCCGAUGAGGAGUGAAUGAAACACCGGACCACCCUGCCGCUCCCUAGCCCACCCAUGACCCCCACAGAACCCCUCCCGCCAGCUGCCUUCAUCCCUGUCCCCCAUCCUCAAACUGUGUGCCCCCUCCCUAACCCCAAAGAUACUCUUCCACCCAAACCUCUACCCUUCUCAUUGAUUGGGUUGUCACAAUUUUGUAGACUCUAUUAUAAGAGGGAUGUGCUGCUUGGGGAUGCUAAGAUCUCUGUGGUGAUACAUCUUCCCCUGAUGAGCACAGCGGUGGAGCAUGGAAGGGCGGAGCUUGGACCGAGUCAUCACCCGAUUGGUUUAGAUAUUACUAAUCGCCCCACUCUAUGCCAGGCUUUACAUGCCUGCCCACAACAAUCCAACAGGGUGACUUUUUGGCUGGAAGAAAAAGCAUAUCUAUACUCUGACAGCUUGCACGGAAUAUCAAAGAGCCUGACUUGGGUCUUUUAAUGUACAGUAGUUUCUAUACAAAGCAGGGCUUGUUUAGUAGGGACAGUAAUGUAAUGGGUAGCAUAAGGGAAUUAUCUUAAGGGGAUAUUUGCCUGGGUAUGGUUGGGUCAACAUGAAUGAAUGAAUUGUUCUGCUUGUAUUGUUUUCUAUGAUAGGGACAAGUAUAACACUGAUCUUUCCGUUACAAUUGCAUUCAUUCUAUAACAUAUUUUUUUUUUUCUCAAACUGUUGGGUAUAUUAAGUCUUCAUUCCUACUUUUGCGUCACUAGCUAUGAUCUUUCAGCUUACGGUUUUCUUAUUGUCUUACCAGAUUAUAGUUAGCGUGAUAUUGUUAGUCUCGUUUGAUAUUUGAAAGCUGAGCGAAGGUCGUUGUUUUGAAUGUUGGGUCAGGGCAAUCUCGUUCACAGCUCUCUGCAGCAAUGACGUGCGUUCCCCUCACUUGAGGUCGCUCAGCUACGCAAUGACCCUGUGAAACUAACACCUGAAUUAUUGAUCCAGUAGAGGUACAUCGAGAAGAGUGGAAGAGCAUUAAACAUAAAUGUUGUAAUCCAUUCUCACUCGGCACAUAAGUCACCACAUAAAUAUGGCUAGACUUAGCCCUCAUCAUUUAGCAUGGGCUGAGACAGCUCUUCCUGGUUUCAAUCCCAGUUCAAAUUCAUAUCUUUGUGUACAGUUCUAUCAACCAGAGCCCUUUUGUACUAGUAGUACCACCCCCAACAACACCUCUGCUCAGUUGAAACUAUUUUGAGAGGUUUGUGGUGGGGCCUUUUCCGCCUAAGAAAAGAGUGCAAUGUUCUCUUUUACACUUCAGUCUUAUUUCCCACAUUCAUCCCUAGCUACCCAAAGCAAUGUGGCAAAAAGGAAACCAACCCAUGAAGGGAAAAGUCACAACACAAGCACUUUAGGUAGCCACGUAAAAUUGAGUGGAAGUGCAUUAGGGUCCAUUACGGAGAUGUGGCCCAGCGCCUUCUAUUUUGUUUUGCCGUGCAAACCAGACAUAAUUGCCAAAGAAAUAGUUCCAUGUUCAGCAGUAACAGUUAAAAAGUCCCGGUCAACAGUAAUCCUAUAGGAUACUGGCUUAAAUGUCUUUCUCACACUAACAAGAUCCCCAAAACAGUGCUAGGGUGACCUGGUUUGUUCAGGAAAGCAGUAUACAAAUAUAUUCCCCUACCAAUAGCAUUUUGUCUCAGAGGAACAUGGUAAUAAUAAUAUAAUAAUAUAUGCCAUUUAGCAGACGCUUUUAUCCAAAGCGACUUACAGUCAUGUGUGCAUACAUUCUACGUAUGGGUGGUCCCGGGAAUCGGACCCACUACCCUGGCGUUACAAGCGCCAUGCUCUACCAACUGAGCUACAGAAGGACCAUCAUGGUCAAGAGUGAUGUGUGCUUAGGAUCCUAUGUGCAGGGGGCUUUCAUUUUUGCAUGUGUGUAGAGGUUGAAUCUUCAUAGAUGGGUUAGAUGACGUCACAAAAACUAUACAGACUUCAAAUGGGGCAGUUGUCCAUGAGGAGUUGUGAUUCUGAUUGGCCAGAUAUCUACCAACAAUGACAAGAAUCUGCCAUGUGGGGAAUUGUAAAUUACUAAUUUUAGCUAGUUUCAUCAUGUUCUUGAUACCAUGUUUUGACUGUUUUGACUGAUUUCAUGUCAAUGCUUAUGGGAAAAUGUUGCUAGCUUGUGACGAAAACAAGUCUAUUCAUCUUCAGAGUUAUAUUUUUAUGUAUCUUUCUUGUUUGAUAGUUUCUUAUAGCCUAGUUUAGUUGUUUUGUUUACAGUGGCAUACAGAGAAUCAUUCAAUGGCAAUCCAUACUUGUAUACCUUUUAACUUUUUCUGUCCGGAAAAAAAUAAAAUAAAAAUCUAUCUUGCUUGUG